Messenger RNA from Aspergillus clavatus NRRL 1, 1062 nucleotides. RefSeq names its product zinc-binding alcohol dehydrogenase family protein. Bases 1 to 1062 code for a protein of 353 amino acids. The transcript has 2 exons. Gene Ontology annotation, molecular function: oxidoreductase activity, acting on NAD(P)H. NCBI's taxonomy places the organism in Eukaryota, Fungi, Ascomycota, Eurotiomycetes, Eurotiales, Aspergillaceae. The record is from RefSeq and is a predicted model, not a curated record.
AUGCAAAAAGCCCUUGUCCUCUCUGAAGUCGGCCAGCCUCUGGUCGAGGUCAACCGUCCCAUUCCCCAACCAGGCCCGGGUGAGCUCCUCGUCAAGCUGACCUCUGUCGGACAAAACAAAGUGAACCCCCAUGAUCAGAAAUCUCGCGACCGCGGCCUCUUCAUCUCCAGCACACCCUACAUCCCCGCGCACGAUCUCGCCGGCGAGAUCAUCGCGCUUGGCCCGGGGCCCUCCCGCUUCACGCCGGGCCAACACAUCUUCGCGCAGAGCCGGCUACCACUAAACGGAGCCCUCAACGACUUCAACGGCCUGCAGCAGUACGCGCUCGUGGACGCCAAGUAUGCGGCGCCCGUGGCGGACACGCACCUCAGCGACGACGAAGCCGCCACGAUGCCCGUCAACGCGGCGACGGGCUUCGUCGUCUUCUUCCACGCGAGCGGCUUCGGCCUCCCUCUCGACCACACCGUCGACCACUCGCGCAGCCAGCUCGUCGUCAUCGGCGGCGCGACCAACUGCGGCCGGCUGGCGAUUCAGCUCGCCCGCUGGCUGGGGUUCGGGGUGAUUGUGGCGGUGGCGGGGCCCGGGGCGCACGACGAGCUGCGUGAGCUCGGGGCGACGCAUGUGGUGGACCGGCAUGCGGGGGACACGGAGGUGCUGGCGCGCGUGAAGGCGAUCGUCGGCGAUGAGCUGGUGUAUGCGCUGGAUGCGUUCAACUACGGGCCGCGGCAAGAGCUCGGGGUCGCGGUGUUGUCGGACUCGCGGCGCGGGACACUGGUGACGCUGGCGCCGGCGGUCGGGGAGAUCGAUGCGGCGCGCGUGGGGGAGAAGAGGGCGGGUUAUGAACGGCGGUUCAUCCGGGGGUCGUGUGCGGUGCAUCCGGACGAGUUUACGGGGUUGUUCUGGGAGAGGAUUGCCGGGUGGUUGAGGGAGGGCGUGCUGCGGCCAAGCACAUAUCGGGUGAUUGACGGGUUGGAUGCGGAUGCGAUCAAUGCUGCGCUGGAUGAGUAUCGUGAGGGCAAGGGGAUGAAGGUGCAGGUGCAUCCGAAUGUCAACGUGGAGUAG